Dromiciops gliroides (monito del monte) is the source of this 1491-nucleotide messenger RNA. Its product is annotated as signal-regulatory protein beta-1-like. The coding region runs from base 137 to 712 and encodes 191 amino acids. The transcript is spliced from 5 exons. The record is from RefSeq and is a predicted model, not a curated record. Lineage: Eukaryota; Metazoa; Chordata; Mammalia; Microbiotheria; Microbiotheriidae. Gene Ontology annotation, cellular component: plasma membrane.
CUCCUGGCGGCGUGGCACAGACGGUCUGACUCACUCCAAAGGUGGCCUAAAUCGGUUUGAAGAUCCCGUGUCCAUUCUAUGAAUUCAGAUCAGCAAAGAGUCAGACACAGAGAGGAAGCACCAAACACCCAUCACAAUGUCCAGCCUCCUCUACCUACUUGGUUCCUCUCUGCCUUCCUGGCUGCUGAUUCUGCUUCUUGGCUUCUCUGGAGCCCAAGGUCAGGAGGAGAUCCAGGUGCUGCAGCCCAAGCAUCCCAUUUCUGUGGCAGAGGGAGAGACAGUCACCCUGAACUGCACAAUUUCUGGGAUUCCACCAGCAGGACCAGUUAAAUGGUUCAAGGGGAAAGGGCCCCAGAGACAGGAAAUUUACAAUUUCAAAGGAGGCCCCUUCCCCAGGAUAAUGACAGCUGACCCAUCAAGCAACAUGGAUUUCUCCAUCAACAUCAGCCACAUCACUUCAGAGGACUUAGGCACCUAUUACUGUAUAAAGUUCAAAAAGGGGAAUCCUGAAACCGAGUUUAAAUCUGGUGGGGGCACCAUGUUGUGUAUGAGGGGGCGAGACGUUUCUGGCCAGUUCUUUGUAAUUUUCCUUCUGGGACUGAAGGUGCUAUUGUUGCUCAGCAUAUCCUGGCUCUAUGUCAUCAGAAAGCAAAAAAUAAAAGUUUCAGAGGCUGCCCUGUCUGUCCCAAUCUCCUCAGCUCCAGUUCCUUAGGUUCAGCCUCCUCCUACCUUCAACCAGGUUGGUGAGCUAGGAUUGGAAAACCAUGAGACAAAGCCUUCUCCAUCUCAACACCCUCCCCUGCAAAGUAUCCUGUAGCUCCCCGGUGCCUUCUCCUCUUUGGAGAGGACAGCUGACCCCAAGUUCUCCCCUGGGAGCCUUGGAUCCAAGAGCUGCACCUGAGGAAGAAUGUGGCAGACAUCAGGCUGGACUUGGCGUCCCCCCAUUGAUCCACACUUCAGAGCAGAAGUGAAGGCACCACUAAGCCCUGAUGCUUGCAGCUUCUACUGUUUCUUUCUUAUCAGCAAAAGGGAGAGCCACCUAAUUGCAGAACCCACACAGAAAUUUGGCAUAGAUACCAAUGGGUUUCUCAGAAUGCCCACAGCUCCCUAUCUUGCACUUUAUAAAGAAUUGAUAUCUUUUCGUUUUACAUCAGUUUUAUUUCCCAAUAUAAUCUCCACCCCCCAGAUAUCUGUACUUUAUAUUGAAGAACAAAAAAGAAGAAAAAAUAGUUCAGCAGAGCUAGCCAGUGCUUAAAUCAAAGAUGACAGUAUUUGUAGUAUUCUAUACCUAGAGUCCCCCCUCCACCUUGGCAAAAGAUGGAGGGAGGUAUUUUCUCAUAUCAUCUCUUCAAGGCCAAGUUUGAGCACUGCAUUCACUUUCAAUUCAUUGUUAUUGUUCUCUCCAUUUAUACUGGUGUAGUCAUUAUAUGUAUUUGGUUAAUUCUAUGUCUUUUCAUGUUUCUCUUAUAGUUUACAUCCUUUACUUUUCAU